AUGUCUGGUCUUCUCAACUCGCGCUGGGCUCCCGGCGCGAGGGAGCACCAUGCGCCUCCAAAUGCUCCAUCCCGAUUCUCGCGCUCUCAAUUCCGGAGCCAGAGUGCCCAGCGAAGCAGUCCCACAACAGCUACCCCAUCCGUGCUGUCCCCAUCCGAGGAGCUGGCGCGCUUCAUGAAGAUCGUCUCCCGGCUGCGCUGGAAGCUGCCCUUUCUUGCAGAGGGUUACCGUCUGGCCACCCAGUCCACCGAACAUGCAGAAGUCUCCCAUGCGGAGAUCAUGUUCAAGAUCGACUUCCACGAGUACUACGCGCUUCUCGAGCGCGCCAUUGUGCACCUGCUGGGCGUGUUCAACAUCACGGUCUCCUCGUCCUUCCGGGGUACCCAGAUGAAUGGGAACGGGCGAGUUGGGGUCCAUCGGUACCAUGCAAACGUGCUAGAGGCCCUAGAAGAAGAGACCAGUCCGUUAUCGCCCGUUCUGGGCAGCGGACAUGUUCUCAAGCAGCUCAAGCAGGCGAAGGAACUCCGCAAUCGCUGGAAGACGGCCGACAUGACCCAGGAAGAGAGAGAGAAAGACCCCGUUGCUGCCAAUAGGGCGGUGAUGCCUCUCGCGAGCUAUGAUUUUGAGACCAUCUUGACCGAGAUCUUUGGGGGGUUAGAAGAGGCAUAUGUGCGUGCGCGGGAACAUGUUGACAAAUGUAGAAGACCCGAAGAGAGCACUGAAUCGCCAUUAUUGGAUUCGGAGGCGGACUGGGAGUUCAUGGUGGAUGCAAUGGAUUGGGAAGCUGUGUGA
Messenger RNA from Penicillium riverlandense, 792 nucleotides. RefSeq lists its product as uncharacterized. NCBI's taxonomy places the organism in Eukaryota, Fungi, Ascomycota, Eurotiomycetes, Eurotiales, Aspergillaceae. Bases 1 to 792 code for a protein of 263 amino acids. The transcript has a single exon. The record is from RefSeq and is a predicted model, not a curated record.